GUACGUACCUAAUCCACUUAUCUGUCGUCCUUCACCUGCUUGCAUUUGUAUCUACCUUGCGCUUGUACACAAAGCUGGCGACAAACACCACGAUACGAGCUAUCACUGCAUCCUUCUGAACAUACCCAGCGCUUUAGUGAAGCCGUCCAUAUUUCGGAUCCAACUCCCCCAGCAACCUGCCAUUCAUCUUUGCGAAGUCCUAUCACGCUUGUACUACAUCGCAAUCGACUACCGAGCAAUUUCCCAGACCUACCUUUACCUUAGCCCAAGGUACGAACGACAAGCGAAACAGUAUCGUUGCCGAACCGCUCGGAGUCAGAAGAAACAAACGAAGGAGCCGAUUUCGUCGCAGUCAUGUCGUUCGAAAGCGUCAUGCCGCCGUACAAUGCCACGGACCCGUCGGCCUCAUUCCUCAACUCCUCGUGCCUAGACUUCCUCCUCAUCGAGCUCGUGCCGCUAGCUUUUCGCGUGACAAGGGAGCUUGACACGGCGCCGACGGGCGACACGGCGAAUGGUACGGUCGCGGGGGCGCCCUCGAGCACUGGUGGAGGUGCUUCAGCCGACGCGCUGUCGUCUGUGAGCCAUAGCCAGGGCGGGGGUGCAGCCGGUGGCAGUGCCGGUGGUCUCGCGCCGUCGAGCGCGGGUGGCGCGGCUGGGGGUAGCACAGCGCAGAAAAUGGACGAGGACGAGGAGCGGGAUGCGGUCUUUUACCGGCUUGAGACGCUGGGGUAUCGCGUUGGGCAGGGACUCGUGGAGAGAUUCUCGAGAGACCGGCCGCGGUUCAACGACACGCUCGACGUCAUCAAGUUCGUCUGCAAGGACCUCUGGUCGCUGGUGUUUAGGAAACAAGUGGACAACCUCAAAACGAAUCACAGGGGUGUCUACGUCUUGACGGACAACUCGUUCAAGCCGUUCUCGAGGAUGAGCACAGAAGCCGGCGGGCAGGCCGUUGUUCGGGCACAACCGUUCCUCUGGUUCCCCUGCGGAAUUGUGCGCGGAGCCUUGGCGGCGUUGGGGAUCAACGCUACCGUUCAGGCCGAGACGAACGAACUACCGGCCGCCAUCUUUCAGAUCAAGACAUUGCCGUCGAGUACAUAACUCCC
Messenger RNA from Colletotrichum destructivum, 1103 nucleotides. Its product is annotated as Putative transport protein particle (TRAPP) component. The record is from RefSeq and is a predicted model, not a curated record. NCBI's taxonomy places the organism in Eukaryota, Fungi, Ascomycota, Sordariomycetes, Glomerellales, Glomerellaceae. Gene Ontology annotation, cellular component: cis-Golgi network; TRAPP complex; trans-Golgi network. The transcript has 4 exons. The coding region runs from base 355 to 1098 and encodes 247 amino acids. Gene Ontology annotation, biological process: endoplasmic reticulum to Golgi vesicle-mediated transport; regulation of GTPase activity.